AGGUCAAAGCGGAAGCCACGUGGCAUCUCCCGGAAGAUCUGUGGUUCGCUUUGGGCUUUGGUGGUGAACUGAGUGAACAGCUGCAGCUACACCGAGCCUCAGGUGUGUGAGGAUGGCGGAGGAGCAUUACCUGGAGCUGAGCGAGAACCCGGUGCAGUUUGAGCAUGCGUCCAGCGUCAACAACGUUUUCUUUGACGAGGCUAACAAACAGGUGUUUGCGGUGCGCUCAGGUGGAGCCACAGGUGUGGUGGUCAAAGGCCCGGAUGACAAGAGCAGCGUCGCCUUUAGGAUGGAUGAUAAGGGUGAGGUGAAGUGCAUCAAGUUCUCCAUUGGUAACAAGAUCUUGGCUGUGCAGAGAACAUCCAAGUCUGUGGACUUCAUCAACUUCAUCCCGGAUUAUCCGCACACAGAGUUCACUCAGGAGUGUAAGACCAGGAACGCCAGCAUCCUGGGCUUCUGCUGGACCAGCUGGAACGAGAUCGUCUUCAUCACGGACCAGGGAGUGGAGUUCUACCAGGUGUUUCCUGACAAACGGAACCUGAAGCUGCUGAAGAGUCAGAGCAUCAAUGUGAACUGGUACCAGUACUGUCCAGAAACGGCCGUCAUCCUGUUGUCCACCACAGUGCAGGGGAACGUGCUGCAGCCGCUGGCCUUCAAGAACGGAAAUGUGUCCAAGAUGUCAAAGUUUGAGAUUGAGCUGCCGGUCAUCCCCAAACCCGCCAAGCUGAGCCUGUCGGAGCGAGAUGUUGCCAUGGCGACCAUUUACGGUCAGCUGUAUGUCAUGUACCUGAAGCAUCACUCCAGGACGGCCAACAGUCCCGGCGCCGAGGUGGUUCUGUACCAUUUACCCAGGGAGGGUCCGUGUAAGAAGAGUCACGUGCUGAAGCUGAACACCACGGGGAAGUUUGCUCUGAACAUCGUGGAUAACCUGGUGGUGGUUCAUCACCAGAGCUCUCAGACGUCGCUGAUCUUCGACAUCCGACUGAAGGAGCCGGACUGCUCGGUCAACACCCAGCAGCCGGUGCUGCCGGCCCGCUCCAUCCACCCGUACAGGAUCCCUCUGUCAGGCUCGGCGGUUGUCCCCUCACAGCCUCCGGUGCCGUGUCAGCUCUACUCCUCCUCCUGGAGCGUCUUUCAGCCUGACAUCAUCAUCAGCGCCAGUGAGGGUUACCUGUGGUACCUGCAGGUGAAGCUUCCUCCAACCGUCAAGCUGCUGCAGGACAAAGGGAAGCUGAUGGACUUCCUGCUGCGGCGAAGAGACUGCAAGAUGGUGAUCCUGUCCGUGUGCUCCCAGAUUCUGGAGGGCAGCGAGAAGGCGGAGCUUCCUGUGGUGGCGACUGUCUUCGACAAACUCAACCAGGUGUACAAAGAGUACCUGGAGGCGGAGCAGAGCUACGCGGCGGCCGUGGAGUCGGGCCCCAGUCGAGGUGCCGCCACCCAGAAACGGCCGGUCAGGACUCAGGCGGUCAUUGACCAAUCAGACAUGUACACCCAUGUGCUGUCAUCGUUCUCUGAGAGGAAGGGCGUGUCCCAUAAAUUCAUCAUUGCUGUGCUGAUGGAGUACAUCCGCUCCUUGAACCAGUACCAGAUCACGGUCCAGCAUUACCUGUACGAGCUGGUCAUCAAGACGCUGGUCCAGCACAACCUCUUCUACAUGCUGCACCAGUUCCUGCAGUACCACGUCCUCAACGACUCCAAGCCGCUGGCCUGCCUGCUGCUGUCUCUGGAGGGAACCUAUCCACCGGCCCACCAGCUGUCUCUGGACAUGCUGAAGCGUCUUUCCACGGCCAACGAUGAGAUCGUGGAGGUUCUGCUGUCCAAGCAGCAGGUUCUUGGAGCCCUCCGGUUCAUCCGCAGCGUCGGAGCCCACGACAAUGUGUCGGCCCGGAAGUUUCUGGAUGCGGCCCGGCAGACAGGAGACCAGAUGCUGUUCUACACCGUGUUCCGGUCCUUCCAGCAGCGGAACCAGCGACUUCGAGGAAGCCCCGCCUUUAACCCAGGAGAGCACUGUGAGGAGCACGUGACCCACUUCAAGCAGCUGUUUGGGGAGCAGGCGAUGAUGAAGGCCUCCACCGUGUGAAGCUUCAGCGCCUGGAGGUCUCUGAGGCUCCGCCCCCUCCCAAACAACAAACCUGUUCUGUUGGUUUCAGCAGAAUCUGUCCAGCUGAAGUCUCCUGGAAGAUGGGUCUGCAAGCCCCGCCCACCAGUGGUGACAUCACAGACAAGUGCACUGAUACGAUGAAGAUGGUUCUGUUGGUCCAAAGUGUUGAUUUUGUAAAAUAAAGAGAUGUUUUUUUAAUGAACUGCUUUCAGAAACUGCAAACACAAACUUCCUGAUUAAAUGAUUAAAUCUCUUCCUUAAGAAA
Molecule: messenger RNA, 2366 nt
Organism: Oryzias latipes (Japanese medaka)
Lineage: Eukaryota; Metazoa; Chordata; Actinopteri; Beloniformes; Adrianichthyidae
Gene: rmc1
Product: regulator of MON1-CCZ1
Biological process (GO): regulation of autophagy
Cellular component (GO): late endosome membrane; Mon1-Ccz1 complex; lysosomal membrane
Source: RefSeq, a predicted model, not a curated record